AUGCUGUCAAGAAGGAGGCACCAAGUUCGUGGAACACGCAACCCCGUGAAACAGCUAGGAGACCACGAGGCAGCAUCAACAGGCGCAAUUGAGCCGAAUGUGCCGCCAGAGUUGGUGAGCACAAAGCCUCUGCCGCUGCCAGCGGACUUUGAAUGGGUCACCAUCGAUAUGGAGGAUGACGCUCAACUGUCAGAAGUGUAUCACUUGCUGACGCAUCACUACGUGGAAGAUGGCGAAGCCACCAUGCGCUUUAAGUACUCACCGGCAUUUCUGCGCUGGGUGCUUCAUCAUCCAGGCUACGACAAAUCAUGGCACGUCGGUGUGCGGGUCAAGUCAUCCCAGAAGCUCGUGGCGUUCAUUGCUGGCAUUCCACAGGAACUGCGUAUCCACGACUCGGUGCUGCAAGUAACAGAGAUCAACUUUUUGUGUGUGCACAAGCUUCUGCGCAGCAAGCGACUUGCGCCUGUGCUGAUCAAGGAAGUGACACGCAGGUGCCACAAGAGUGGGAUUUUCCAGGCCAUCUACACAGCCGGGCAGGUUCUGCCGACGCCCAUAUCGUGUGCACGCUAUUACCAUCGAACGCUCCACGCGCGUAAGCUGGUCGAGGUGGGGUUUAGUUCCGUGCCGCGUGGCAUGUCAAUGGCGCAGCACGAAGCGCGGUACAAGCUGCCAGAAACGACCAGUUUGCCGGGCUUGCGACCAAUGCAGACUCGCGAUGUGCCCGCCGUCGGUCGCUUGCUGCGCAGAUACAUGGCGCGCUUUGACAUGGCACCGCGCUUUUCAGAUGCGGAGGUGCGCCAUUUGUUUGCGCAAGCUGUGCCGCUAGAUACACGUCCCGUGACGUGGGCGUAUGUGGUUGAGCGGCACGACGGUGCGAUCACAGACUUUUUCUCCUUCUACAGCCUGCCAUCGACGCUCCUGGGCCAUGAACAAUAUGACACGCUCGAGGCAGCCUACUUGUUUUACUACGCGACGGACGCGGCGUUUGACGACGGCGCCGCGCAGCAAAGUGCAUCGACGCCGACACCGCCGCCUGCCCAGCAGGCGACGGAUCAGACGAUCUCGCCGUACGAGGCGGCGCGGCAACGCGGCCAAGCUGCGUGGCAGUGCAGUGCACUAAGCCGACUGUCGCCAGCGGAAGCGGCAGAUGAAGCGGAUGUGCGCCCCUGGCACACUGAGUCGCAUGCCAGUCGAGAGCGACUGAAGGCGCGUCUGUGUGCGCUUAUGAACGACAUGCUGGUGCUGGCGAACAAGGAGGGCUUUGACGUAGUGAAUUGUCUGACGGUACUUGACAAUCCCCUGUUUACGCAUGAGCUCAAGUUUGGCCCUGGAGAUGGAUUCCUGCGCUUUUACCUGUUCAACUGGCGCAUCGCACCGAUCGCUGGAGGGAUGGGGUCGCGUGCUGACGAAGAUGCGUUGGAUCCAGCAGCAGCCAGCAGCGAAGAAAAUGAGCAUGUACCGCGGCCGUUGCCGCCAUCCAUCUACGGCUCAGGGAAUGGGAUUGUCAUGGUGUAA
This is a messenger RNA of Malassezia globosa CBS 7966, 1515 nucleotides long. RefSeq lists its product as uncharacterized. Lineage: Eukaryota; Fungi; Basidiomycota; Malasseziomycetes; Malasseziales; Malasseziaceae. The transcript has a single exon. The record is from RefSeq and is a predicted model, not a curated record. Gene Ontology annotation, molecular function: glycylpeptide N-tetradecanoyltransferase activity. Gene Ontology annotation, biological process: N-terminal peptidyl-glycine N-myristoylation. Bases 1 to 1515 code for a protein of 504 amino acids. Gene Ontology annotation, cellular component: cytoplasm.